ACUGGCUAGACGCCGUAAUGACGCUCGUUGUCUCAUAGCGAAAAAUAUUUUUGUGAUUGCUCCUUUUGUAUUAUAUUUGUGUUGUAAAUACGAGUAUAUAGAUUACGGAGUAAAAGUUGUUGUAUCAAAAUGUCUGAUAGUGACGACGAUUUAAUGCCAGAAAGUUUACUAAAAUAUCAACAUGAAAGAACUGGUAUGCAUACUCAGAGACCUAAUGUAAAUAACACUCAUAUAACUAGUUUUAGUGUAAGAAAUCAUAAUAUGAUGACCUCAACUUUUAAUAUGCCAACUUAUGAACGACAAAAGUAUGGGGGAGGUUUUGAUCAAAGAAGAAUGUGCUACCGAAGAGAAACAUCUCCAAUGUCACUUCGAAGCUUUCCUGACUCUGGAAUGCAGAAUUUUAAUAGUUCAUAUUACCCUAGAGCCAUGAGUUCACAGAGAUCAGUAUUUAAUGGUAGAAGUGGAUCCCCUAUGUCCGUAAGGAGUAUUGAUUCAAAUGCUAGUGUUAGCGCCGCUGAUAUAGCAUUAGCAUUCAAAAAUGUUAAGUUCAAUAAAUAUGAUUUAAGAUUGAUUAAAGAAGCCUACAAUAAGUUUUUGAAAAACCGAGUCCGUAAAAGAAUAGAAAAGAGACGAAAUCUAAAGCUUUUCUUAAAGAGUACAAAACGAGAAUCGGGUGAUGACUCUGGUGCGCAGGGAAGUGAUUCUUCAAUAAGCAGUGAUGAUUGUAGAUCUACAAGGACGGCAAUCUAUAAAGAAAAUUUACCUCUAUCAAGACCGAAACCUAUAAGAACGGAUAUAACAAGCAUUAGAACCACUAUAAAAGAAAGCAAUAUGUAUGAAGACUGCACUGAAAAUAUUAAACAGAACACAUUAAGAAAUAUUUUAGCUGUAAAUGACCAAGUACAUAUUAAACCCACCAACACAAUUAAUUCUAAACCACAAAAUGGGACACAGUUCACUCUGAAAGAUCGAUUUGCAAAAAGAAAUGCAUUUGUAUUGCCUUCACAGAGAUUCAACAAAACUGGACCGAAAACCACAACCAAAAUAAUUGAAAACCAACCCAAUCCUCUAAAUAAUAAUAAACUAACAAAAACUAAUGACAUUGAGUGUGGAAGUGAGAAUGAGGAAAUCUUCUCUGAAGUAACUGUUAGAGAAAAUGUACACGAAUCAACAUCAUUAGAACGGAAAAGAAAUCUUGAAAUUGAAGAAUCAAAUAAUAUGAGCACAAAGAGGAAAAAGCUGACAAAUUCUCCUUUAAAAUGUAACAAUGAAUCGUUAGUUAGCUCAAGUUUAAUCAAUACACACAGUGAUUUUAAUUUUAAGAAACCAGAAAUGCCUGUGCGAAGAUGGAUCAAAGCCAAUGACAUAACUCUUACUGAGAAAUUAAUAUCUAAGUCUGCUCAACCUAUGGUUGAUGAUUUUGACCUAGACUUUAGCCUAAGCCAGAGUAAGCAAGUUAAAAAUAACAAAGAUGUCAACAAUUCAACUCAGCAAAUAUCUCAACAUACUUCAGAAACAGUAAACACUAAUAAUGAAACAGAAAUAUCACAGAACACAACUGAUGUUUCUUUGAGACCCAGUUUUAUUAAGCGUAAAUUAUAUUCACAGAAACUAGAUGUUCUAGAUAAAAAGAAUUUAAGCAUAGAAAAUCAGGAUUCAAACAGUCCACAACCAAAAUUAUAUGCAGGAGAGAAACACAAAGUCCGGAAGCUUGUGACAUCACAGUCAUGCUUGAACAGAGAUAUAAUUGAUGAUAAUAAUGUCUUAGAUUUGAUCCACAAAAUUGUGCCUCCUGACCAAAUGAAUAUGACCAACGCUAAAAGUAAAAAAUACAACAAAAAAUCUCAAGACGACGACAAAUGGGAUGUAACAUCUGUUAUAUCAAUGUGUAAUAAUGGUGACGUCAGUGAAACAUACACCGACGAGGAAAUAUUUAAAAUGGAUGGGAAAUCUAAAAAUGAUACAAAGAAAACCAGUGAUGCCAAAAAUAAAAAAGAUAAAAAGGGUGCAGCUAACAAAAGUAUUAAUAAAAAAUGUAACGACACACCAAAGACAAAAGAUAUCAACAAAAUUAAAGUCUCGCCAUGUCAGGUUGUUCUUGAAAAAUUGCAGCCAGCAUUAAUAAAUACUAAGGAAAUGUACGACCAAAAUAAAAAAAUACCUAAUCAAAGUAAAGGGACCGUCGCCAGUUGUGUGAGAUCAUUUUGGGAUACUGAUUUUGAAAGUGACAUGGAAGAAAGGCCUCAGUUCACUUGGAAUAAGUUAAUGGAUGGCAAAGGUCAUCAAAAUAACACUAUUGCUAAUAAUACACUAAAUUUGAACAAGAGAAAUGGCAUAAGAGGGGAAAUUCUUACCGUAAGAUGUUCUCAGAACAAGGGAAUUAAUAGUAGCACGAGAUCCGAUAUUAGUAAGGCGUCUCAAAGGAAAAAUUUAAAUAAAAUUGAUGAAAAUAAAGAGCCAGUUGUUAACGAAAAGUGUUUCAAAAACUCUCAAGCAAAUAUAAACAGUUCAUUAAUAGAAGCAAAAGCCAAGAGAGGGAAGCCGAAAUCUACAAAAAACGAUUCGACACCAGCUCGGAAGGUUGAUACUAAGAAUAAAGAGACGAAGAAACGAAAGAACGAAGUGAAUCAUACAAAGAAAAUUCCAAAUAAAACAAGAAUAUUAACGCCGAGGAAGGUUAAUGAAAAAAAACAUCAAAGCAGCCCUAAAAGUAAUCAAUCAAGUUUUAGUUGCCUCAACAUAUCCUCUAGAAGCCUUAGGAGUUUCUCAAGAUCUAAAAGAACAUGAGUCAAUAUAAUCAUGAAACAUCAUUGCUGUAUGCAUAGAAACUUUUAAUUAAUUUGAUGAAUUUUCCAAAAUACUAUUAUUUAUUUAAUAUCAUCAUUGUAAAUAUUAAUAUGUUAUAACGUAUCUGUUUUUAACUCCGCCAUUUUACGGCAGGACCGGUUGUUGCACAGAAAAUGUUGAUAACAUUUUAAUUUAACAUUUCCAUAUAAAAAAUAACAAUUUCAAUCAUGGUUUAUGGCAUUAUACAUUGUAAGUUUCAGGCAUGUGCUACCUUUGUUUUAUAUAGUUAAUAUAAGUAUAGGCUAAAGUUAAUAGACAAUAUAAGCUUUGUUUCAAUGAUUUAUAACUGACCAAUAUUUUAUGAGCACCUCUAUAUUAUGUAAAGAGUUAACUAUAGAAUAAAAAUUAUGGAUUUACUUAUAUUCUAACAUCAUACUUUUAUUCCCAAAACAACGCAUCCAGACAAAAUAAUGCCACAUUGGAAACAAGUAUUUUAAUGUCAAAUAGAAUAUUAGAAGGUAAAAAAGGAAACUUAAUAAGGACAAUGUACAUAAUUUCAUACACUUUUUAAAUUGUCAA
Danaus plexippus (monarch butterfly) is the source of this 3366-nucleotide messenger RNA. RefSeq lists its product as uncharacterized. The coding region runs from base 130 to 2787 and encodes 885 amino acids. The transcript has 5 exons. The record is from RefSeq and is a predicted model, not a curated record. Lineage: Eukaryota; Metazoa; Arthropoda; Insecta; Lepidoptera; Nymphalidae.